Molecule: messenger RNA, 7373 nt
Organism: Balaenoptera acutorostrata (minke whale)
Lineage: Eukaryota; Metazoa; Chordata; Mammalia; Artiodactyla; Balaenopteridae
Gene: UGT8
Product: UDP glycosyltransferase 8
Exons: 17
Coding region: 2310-3935 (541 amino acids)
Molecular function (GO): UDP-glycosyltransferase activity
Source: RefSeq, a predicted model, not a curated record
UUGCAGCAGCGUGAGGUGCGCCGUGCUUUCUCCCGGGGAAGUUGUCCCCGGAUCACGGGACCCUGGCAGUGGUGGGCUGCACAGGCUCCCAGGAGGGGACGUGUGGAUAGUGACCUGUGCUUGCACACAAGCUUCUUGAUGGCGGCAGCAGCAGCCUUAGCGUCUCAUGCCUGUCUCUGAGGUCCGUGCUGAUAGCCACGACUCGUGCCGUCUCUGGAGCUCCUUUAAGCGGCGCUCUUAAACCCCUCUCCUUGCGCACCAGGAAACAAAGAGGCAAGAAAAAGUCUCUUGUCUCUUCAGCAGCCCCAGACUUUUUGCUGGACUCCCUCCCGGCUAGCUGUGGCGCACUAGCCCCUUCAGGCUGUGUUCACGCAGCCAACCCCAGUCCUCUCCCUGGGAUCUGAACUCUGAAGCCCGAGCCUCAGCUCCCAGCCCUGCCCUCCCCGGCGGGUGAGCAGACAAGCCUCUCGGGCUGGUUUUGGAAUCAAUAUCAGAUAUUGAAUAUCUGUCGAAUUAAUGAUUGGCCUGAAUAUCCUUCUGGGAAGAAGUGUUCCAUUAUUAGCUGUAUGAGGCAGGAAAACCAGAGAAUCAAGCUCUGCUGACUAUCAACAGGAGACACUUUGGGAAUUGUUCAGUGGCUCUUCAUAUAUCCAGAGGCCUCCUAAUCUGGAAGACACACAGACAACGUGUUAUUCUGACAACUCUUAGGAAAAUUCUAAGGAAAUUUUCUAAAGCGGGAAAAUUCUCUUAGAUGCAAAAAGAAAUCUCAGAAAGAUCAUGCUGCAAAUCUCCCAUCUUUUGUUUGCAGCUCUGGACAAGCUGAUAAGAAAACCCAGGUGCUGCCUCCUUUGGCCCUGUUGAUUCAAACCAUGGAAGCUCCUGCCCAUGCAUGGGAACCUUCUUCUGGCCCUGCUCUCUAACUACAUUAAAAAUCCCAGCCCUCUUCCUUUCCUUGCUCUCUGAAGCUGUUUCAGACUUACUUGGGAGGCCUGCCCUGCUCUGCGCAGAAAAGCUUCAAUUAUGACUUCCCUGGUGGCACAGUGGUUAAGAAUCUGCCUGCUAAUGCAGGGGACAUGGGUUCGAGCCCUAAUCCGGGAAGAUCCCACAUGCCUCGAAGCAACUAAGCCCAUGCGCCACAGCUACAGAGCCUGCACUCUAGAGCCCCCGAGCCACAACUACUGAGCCUGCAUGCCGCAACUACUGAAGCCUGCGCACCUAGAGCCCAUGGUCAGCAACAAGACAAGCCACCGCAAUGAGAAGCCCGUGCACUGCAACAAAGAGUAGCCCCUGCUCUCUGCUGCUAGAGAAAGCCCACAUGCAGCAACGAAGACCCAAAGCAGCCAAAAAAAAAAAAAAUUUUUUUUUCAUUGUAUUAUUGACAAAUAUAUUUUGGUAUUAUUACAUGAUUUUUAAUAAUAGUGAUUUCCUAUGGAUAUUAUUUUGAUUUUACUGAAACUUCUGGGAUUUCAAUAGACUUUUUGGGGAGAAGAGAUCAGAAGAACUAUACAAUUUCAUCAGCACUCUAAGGGCAGGACCUCACCUGGGACAGGUUGAAUACCAUUAUUUCCAAUCUAAGCAUGUUUCCCUUAAGGAACUGAGAUGACAGAAACCAAGUUCACUGAAUAUCAUCACACUUCACAUCUCCUGAUGAGGAAAUGGAAGCUUGGAGUGGCUAUAUGUCUUCCCCAGUGAUGUACAUCUCAACAUACGUAGGCCAUGAGUGAUGAGGCCAACAUAUAAACCCAGACUGUAUGACUAUGACAAAAGACAAAAAAAAAAAAGAUGUACUGUUCCAUUUGGAAGUCAAGGUUGUUGCCACCUAAGUGGGUUCCUGCUGCAAGGAAUUUGUGGACAUCCUCCUCCCUCAUUAGCAGAACAUCAAGGGCUCUGGACAUGGUGAAAGUUUCCAUUUAACUUAUGAUAGGAACCCAGAACAAUGCUGUAUGGACCCCUCUAUGGGUAGUGCAGAAAGGUAAUAUAAAAAUUUGAGCCAGCAAAAAGAAGCAGCUGCCUUCCUGAAUGAUUCUUUGUAAUGAAUGUUCUACUAAAAAAAGCCUGACCGUCUCCACUACUCUACGCAAAUGCCAUCCCUGCUAAAAUGUCCCCCUUUAGCACCAUCAGUGGCAUCAAUUCCACCAGACUGGAAUUAUCUCAAGCUAUGAAAAUAACCAGAAUCAACUUACAGAUUCUAUAAAUUAACACAGCUCUUAUUGCCACUUCACCCAAGCUUUGAAGGGAUCAUUUGAAACUCAAUAAUGAAGCAUUAAAGGAUUUUCAGGUUGCUUGCAGUGUUUGAAUGUUGAGAAGCUAUGAAGUCUUACACUCUGUAUUUCAUGCUCCUGUGGAGUGCUGUUGGGAUAGCGAAGGCCGCCAAAAUCAUCAUCGUGCCGCCAAUUAUGUUCGAAAGCCAUAUGUACAUUUUCAAGACACUAGCCUCUGCCUUGCACGAGAGUGGGCACCGCACAGUGUUCCUCCUCUCUGAAGGCAGAGACAUCACGCCAUCUAAUCAUUACAGCCUCCAGCGCUACCCAGGGAUCUUUAACAGUACCACCUCGGAUGCUUUCCUGCAGUCCAAAAUGCGGAAUAUUUUCUCUGGGAGAUUGACAGCAAUCGAACUGUUUGACAUACUGGAUCACUAUACCAAGAACUGUGAUAUGAUGGUUGGCAACCGUGCCCUGAUUCAGGGUCUAAAAAAGGAAAAGUUUGACCUGCUGCUGGUGGACCCUAAUGACAUGUGUGGAUUUCUGAUAGCUCAUCUUUUAGGGGUUAAAUAUGCUGUAUUUUCAACUGGCCUUUGGUAUCCUGCUGAAGUGGGUGCUCCUGCCCCAUUAGCUUACGUCCCGGAGUUUAACUCACUCCUCACAGACCGCAUGAACCUGCUGCAAAGGAUGAAAAACACCGGCGUUUACCUCAUUUCCAGAUUAGGGGUCAGCUUUCUGGUUCUUCCCAAAUACGAAAGGAUAAUGCAGAAGUACAACCUGCUGCCGGAGAAGUCCAUGUAUGACUUGGUCCACGGGUCCAGCCUGUGGAUGCUGUGUACGGACGUAGCACUGGAGUUUCCGAGACCCACUCUGCCUAACGUUGUCUAUGUAGGAGGGAUCCUCACCAAACCGGCCAGCCCACUACCAGAAGAUCUCCAAAGGUGGGUGAAUGGUGCUAAUCAACAUGGCUUUGUCCUGGUAUCUUUCGGAGCUGGUGUCAAGUAUCUGUCAGAAGACAUUGCUAACAAACUGGCAGGAGCUCUGGGGAGGUUGCCCCAAAAAGUGAUUUGGAGGUUUUCUGGAACCAAACCAAAGAAUCUGGGAAACAACACCAAGCUCAUAGAAUGGUUACCACAAAAUGACCUGCUUGGGCAUUCAAAUAUUAAAGCCUUCCUGAGCCAUGGUGGUUUGAAUAGUAUUUUUGAAACUAUGUAUCAUGGUGUUCCUGUAGUGGGAAUCCCACUCUUUGGAGACCAUUAUGACACUAUGACCCGGGUACAGGCAAAAGGUAUGGGGAUACUGCUAGAAUGGAAGACAGUUACUGAAGGAGAGCUGUAUGAAGCCCUAGUGAAGGUUAUCAAUAAUCCCAGCUACCGUCAGAGGGCUCAGAAGCUUUCAGAAAUCCACAAGGAUCAACCAGGUCACCCUGUCAAUCGGACUGUCUAUUGGAUCGAUUACAUUCUCCGUCACAAUGGAGCCCAACACCUACGUGCCGCUGUCCAUCAAAUCUCUUUCUGUCAGUAUUUUUUACUGGAUGUUGCCUUUGUGCUUUUGCUUGGUGCUGCCUUGUUUUACUUCCUCUUGUCCUGGGUCACAAAAUUUAUCUACAGAAAAAUCAAAAGUUUGUGGUCUAGAAAUAAGCAUAGCACAGUUAAUGGACAUUACCAUAAUGGAAUCCCCAAUGGCAAGUAUAAAAGAAAUGGCCACAUUAAACAUGAAAAGAAGGUGAAAUGAGCCAACAGCCCACCUGAUAGUAACAAAUCUCUUCAGUCAUUGAAUUUUUAUUGCUAUAAUUUAGUCUAACAACUACUAAAAGGAAAAACAUCAGUAAACAAUUCUAACACUCCCUUCUCUGAUCUUACUAAUGAAAUUCUGUGGAAUUAAGAUGGCUGUAAAAAGCACAAACCUAAAAUGCAAAAAUGUAUUUUAUUCGAAUACUGAUGCAGAGAGUUUUGGCACUGAACCUUUUAGAAGCCUUAAUUAUUCAAAUCAGUUAAGUGACCAUGUCAGACUUUAGUUUUAAGUCUUGAUAUAUGUGUGUCCCGGUUAAGGAAUGGUUUCUUUUCUCUUAAAAAGAUUUGUUUGUGUAUGUAUGUGUGUGUGUGUGUGUGUGUGUAUGUUUCCUAAUUAAGAUUAUUUCAGCCAGCUGCUUGUUAUAUUUGUUGAUGGUACAACACAUUCAAGAAUGAAAUAGAAAGACGGUUAGGAUACAAAUGUUUCUCUUCUAAAAUUUAAUAUAUGGGAGCUCAGAACACUAAAAUGAAAGAACACUUUUCCCUCAAAACUGAAUGCAGAGGAAGAAAAUGAAAAGAUAGGUGACACUGGUUUUUGUACUUUUAGGGUUUUUUUGUUUAUUCAUUUUAGGUUUUUUGUUUUGUUUUAGUUUUACUUUUCUUACAGACUGUGGAUACUUCUGGGGGAAAAAACAUACAAUUAAGUAAAUGUAUAAAUUGGUUGUCACGUUUUACUUCUAUUUUCUCCCUACCAAUAAUUUGCCUCUGGGAGAAUUUUAUAGUUUUUUUCUAUUUCAUUUUAAUGAAUAACAGUAUGUUAAAUGUAUAAUUAAAACAAAGCAACAAAGCUCUGACUUUUGUUCAGAGUACUGAAGAUAACUGCUUAUAUGGCAUCUUUAAACAGGGUUGUUAUUUGAAUGUUUUGUAACUGUUUGAUGGCUUUUCUGUAAUGUAAUUUUUGAAUGUUCAGGUGUGGUGUUUCCAAAGUUUUAACUUUAAAAACCCACCUCCUUCAUCCUAUUUUGUUGUCUGGGCCACACAGUCUGUUACAUAGGUGCCAACAUUUAAUUCUUUUCAUUGGAACAUUUGCUUUUCUCCAUAUUGGUACCUGCUUUGUCUGAGAGGUUUGAGAUCUGGUUACCAAGUCAAACUUUACAUGAUAUACAGAAGUGACAGAGAAAUUGUACUACUCGUUUGUGAAAAUGAGUUCCCACUCCCCUCCUCACUGCCUUCACCCCCACUUCAAUCCACUGUGGCUGACAUGGGACAGGAAUAGUAUUCAUUUGAGGAUAGGGGUGCAAGUCACAGAUAUCACAAAGUCGGGACCUCCCAACUGAACCAUUCACUUGCUGGCAACUAUGAGUUUAUUCCCUGCCGUUCUGUUUACUUAGCAUUUGCACUACACAUGUUGAGUGUAUGCUUUAUUUAUUUGUAGUUUGAAAUCUUAUGUCUGACAGCUGAGAGUAGAAAAAUACAACAUUUACCUAAUGACAUUCACUAACAUGGGAAGAGUUGUGAAAAUUCUAGAAUGCUUAAAUCCUUAUCGUACACUAUGACAUACAACUUCAUCACACUCCCACCAGGAGCCACUCUCCUGUACUUAGAAAUAAUGUCACAAGUAGUUUUCUAAUGUACAAUGCAGGCAAAUAUAUUGCUGUCUGAAUACUUGAAGAAAUGGUAUUACACAUAUAAGCCUAUUAGUUAUACCUUUUCACAAUCUUAUAAUAUUGCCGUUAAAAGGGAAAAAAGACACAGGCAAUGAAUGGUGGGAUGGCAACAGGACUUAGAGUGUAUGAAUGAGUUGAUUUUGCUUUUUUGGAAUUGGAUAAAGGUGACAGUAGGCAUUCACUGGAUGAUUAAGCAUAAAUUAAUCUCCACUGUGAUAAAAACUUAAACAAUAAACAUUAUUUAAAAAUAGAGAAAUGUUGUUGGAAUAAAAUUUUUAUUCAGAUUUUAUUUCACAAUAUUAUGUAAAUCCAUUAUAAACAUGUUUCUGAGACAGGUCUCCCAACCUUUAUAUGUGUAUAUGAGUGUGAAAACAGUGUUACAUGUGAGAAUUUUUUUUUUAUUAUUAUUAAACAGAGAAAUUUACCUUACGAGUGCAUCAACAUGGAUCUUAAAAUUGUCCCAUAAUUAAGAAUGUUAAGUGUAGGUAUUUACUGAUCAUUGUUGUUUUUUUUGUUUUUUGUUUUUUUAGUAAGCUUAUUGUUAGCCAGUUUUGGUAAAUAGAGUGAUUUUAAAUUUUCCACGCUUGGGCUAGAUUCUCUAAUAAAGUAAAGUUUUCAAGAAGGUAUUUAUUCAUUUAUUUUUUUAAAAAGAACCUCUGCAAGUAUUUCUAUCGCUGGUCAUCAUAUCAAAUGCAAAUGAGAAUUAAGACAUCAAUCGUUUUUCCUCUAGAGCCAUAACUUUUAAUAUCCCUCCACAUAGACGUAGAGGCAGAAUUUGAAUGUCCGGGAUUGGAGGGGAGUGAUGUUUGGGUUAAAGCGGUGGUUUAUGAUUGAAGUUGGAGAAAGCUAGCGAUUCUCUCUUGAGGAUGUAGACACUUUGUAUAACAAUCUGGGGACAUUCUCAGACUCCCAAAUACAACAUUGAUAUCUUCUGGCAAAGUCUCCGGUGGUGUUUAUCAACUUAGGUUUGGGAGUACUGUCCUUAAUGAAUCACCUCUGAACCUUACCUAUCCAACAACUUAUUGACCACCUCUCCCCGUAGAUUGUGAUACCCAACACCCCUCUCCAACUGCUGGAAUCCACCACACUAGAUCCUCAGCGGACUCCAAUUCCGAAAAACCUAUUCAGGGGAUCUGCUAUCUGCCCCCCCUCCUUCCCUUCUAGGAGCCAGUAGUGGUGAGGCACUGCUGGGACAAGAUGUAGCAUCCUGUUUUUUUCCCACCCGUUUCCUGUUUCCACCAAAACUACAAGAAUAUUUAUGCUCAGAUGACCUGUCUCAGUGCCGUGCUCCCAGCUUUGCCUUGUAAUUAGGUAGAUUAGACAUGAUAAUUCGACAUUGUGGGGCAUAAAACUUGUGAUGAAAUUAACAGGAAAGAAGUUCAGUUUGUUGUUGUGAAACAUUUCGUGGACCAUUGUUAUUUAUAAACGGUAAGAACCUUCUUUGAAAUACACAACUGUAGUGAAUUGAAGAGAGAAUAUUUAUUUAUAAGCAAGAACUCAGGAACUGCCAUGGAGGGGUGGGGAGUGGAAGUGACUCGACGUUCAGUGGAUGCCUGUCCCAUGGCAGGCAGGAUGCUGGAUACCAGGGGAAUUCACAGAUGAUAAGGACAGUCUCUCCUUCAAGGAGCUUGCGAUCUAGUGGGAGACAUGGACACAGAAGUAACUAUAAAGUGCUGGGGCCCAUAGCAGAUGUAUGUGCAGGGUACUGUGGGAACACUUGGGAGGCAAGAAUACAUGUCAAAGAAGCCUCUCUGUGUGCACCAGAGAAUCCA